Messenger RNA from Neurospora tetrasperma FGSC 2508, 885 nucleotides. RefSeq lists its product as uncharacterized. The coding region runs from base 270 to 740 and encodes 156 amino acids. The record is from RefSeq and is a predicted model, not a curated record. Lineage: Eukaryota; Fungi; Ascomycota; Sordariomycetes; Sordariales; Sordariaceae. The transcript is spliced from 4 exons.
GCCCAUGCUCCCUAGUGAUAGUGAUACAGUUCCCAGAUACAAAAACAAAAACAAAAAAAAAUUAGAGAAAAUUGGUGGUUUUCGCAAUGCUCGUUGAAUCGUCAUUCCAAAUCGGAAGAAUUAGCGAGAGUAGUCAUUGAUUAAAAGGUCGGUAUUAUGUGGUGGUACAAUGUCGAAAUGCAGCCAGCUGGAUCCGGAGCUCAAGCUCGCGGAGGUUGUGAUUGAAGUUCCCUCGGGCCCAGCUGGUACAUUGUGUUCCAAAAGACUGGAUGAGUGGUGGUAGCCAUCGUGAUGCGGCAGGAUUGUCGCUUGGGUUGAUUCAAAGGCCGAAGAACGACCGGGGGAAAAGCGUACGUGAUGGCAUGUCGAGACCGACGGUGAGAGGCUGCUGCGUUGAUAUGCAGGCGGGCAUGCAAACGCACUAUGGCGUGCAGCUCGUGAUGAUUGAUGCGCCAAAGGGGAGCCACUCAGUACUAAAAAAGCUGCUGGGGCUCUGCAGUGGGCACUCUGCAGCCUUGUGCUCCGCGGCCAAGCAUAGACAGACAAUGAUGAGAACAAGGAGACAUGAGAGAUGCCAAGAUGUCAUCGAGUUGCUUUCCAUCCAUGUUGAAGCGAGCUGCUUAACCCCUCUUGGGAAGAGGAGGAAGAGGGCGGCUGGGAGGGGGGCCGGGGCAGGGAGGAAGCUGGGAAGGGCGCUGAGCGGCGGCAGGCAUUUUGAUGAUAUUCGUGUGGAUGACUAGUAUGUAGUCAAGUGCCGAGUUGAGUUUUUUGGAGGUUGGCGGCGGUGGUAGAUAUAAGCUGUCGUUGGUAGAAGCUUGUGUGAUCCGAAGACUGUUUGAAGUGUCUUGAGUGUCCUGAUGGUGAGCUGAUUGGUGUUGUUUGAUC